UCUCUCUCUCUCGCGAUGGAAUCGAAGAGCUCUACGACUGGAAACCGUGAUAACCCUAAUAGAAACCUUCACGGAUCGAAGACCAUGAUGGCGUCCCACUUCCUAAGAGCCCUCUUUCGUAUACAGCAGACGUCCACGAGCAGCUCCUCCGCCGGGCGAAGCCGCAGAAUAAGGCGCGCUGCUUAUGCGUCCAUGGCCUACUCGGCCGGGACACGGCGGGCGUGGAGCCGUGCUUUGCUACGGAAGCUCCGCAGCCGAGCUCGCCUCCGGUUUCCGAGGCGGCUGUCUAGGGCUGCGACACCCCAGCGGAGGGACAUGGAUCAAGCGCAAGUUCUUCGCAAGUUGGUGCCGGGAGGGCCAAGCAUGGACGACUGCAAACUGCUGGAGGAGACAGCGGACUACAUAAGGUUCCUUACCACGCAGGUACGGCUCAUGCAGACGGUCAUGGACUCGAUCUCUUCUUAGGCUCACUUCUCCAUGAUUACUUGAGGUAGAGAACGAGAGAGACGGCCAGGUUUAGCGUAUCUUGUGAAUUAGAGUGACUUGACCAUCUCACGAACAUCAAGAUUUGUACAUAAACUAUUUUCUUUCGAAUCAAGAAUUGUGUUAUCAUA
Molecule: messenger RNA, 614 nt
Organism: Musa acuminata subsp. malaccensis (wild Malaysian banana)
Lineage: Eukaryota; Viridiplantae; Streptophyta; Magnoliopsida; Zingiberales; Musaceae
Product: transcription factor IBH1
Biological process (GO): regulation of DNA-templated transcription
Molecular function (GO): protein dimerization activity
Source: RefSeq, a predicted model, not a curated record